CAAAAUAAUCCGCGAAAAGGGAGGUAACCUUAACGAAACAUUCUUUCGAUGAUUGCAUCAAAUAGUUGUUCACAUAAUUUUCUGAGGUUGCAAAAUACUGGAUGUCAAAGAUGUCAGAAUACAUUGCACCAGUGGGAGCUACGUUACUACCUCAUAUUGGAGGAGUCUUGGGUGGUUUUGUGUCAAGAAAGAACAUGAAGACAUGGUUUGAGCAUUUAGAAAAACCUUCAUGGAAACCACCUAACUGGGUUUUUGGUCCAGUCUGGACAACCUUAUACACAAGUAUGGGAUAUGCCUCGUACAUGGUGUGGAGAGAUGGUGGUGGUUUUAAUGGUGAAGCAACACUACCACUUGCCUUAUAUGGUUCACAACUUGCACUUAACUGGGCUUGGUCACCCCUCUUUUUUGGUGCUCAUAAAAUAGGGGCUUCUUUAAUUGAGAUGGGAUUUCUAUGGGGAACAGCAGGUGCUUGUGGAUAUGCCUUUGGAACUAUCAAUAGAACUGCUGGUUUACUGUUCAUUCCAUACAUGGCAUGGUUGACAUUGGCAACAGCUUUAACAUACAGAAUAUGGAAAGACAAUAAAGACAAAAUAGAUUAAUUUUUUAUUACCUUUAUACGAAUGUGAUUAAUAUAUGAAUGUCAUUGUGAUUAAAGAAAAAAACAUUUAAAGAAAACUGGCUUUUUGAAUCUUGUAGUACAGGGAUUUAAAAGUUAUGCAACAUAAAUACAAAUUUGCAUUUGA
Molecule: messenger RNA, 743 nt
Organism: Mytilus trossulus (common blue mussel)
Lineage: Eukaryota; Metazoa; Mollusca; Bivalvia; Mytilida; Mytilidae
Product: translocator protein-like
Exons: 4
Coding region: 102-599 (165 amino acids)
Cellular component (GO): mitochondrial outer membrane
Source: RefSeq, a predicted model, not a curated record